AGUGGAAACACAACAGGAAAAGAAGUCUAAUGAGCUCACUCCCUCCCCUUCCCAAAACACACUUCCUGUUUGGAGACACAAGGGAAACAGCACAGAAAUACUUGUACAUCAAAGUAGGCAGCCAGGAUUGCUGGGACGACAACCAUCAAAGCUCAAAGUCCCUUGCAGUCACGUCCUACAAUUGUCUCUGGAGUGUAGGCGGACGGCGGAGAGAAAAGGAGGGUUUGAGUGUGGCAGCGGGGGACAAGAAGGCGAGAAGCAUCUGGCUCUCUACUUCUCUGAGAAGAACUGAAGCCUUUAGUGGGGAGCAUGUCUGCUGCUGCUCUGGAGAAGUACUGCAGGUCUGUCUUCUGGAAUGCUUCAUACCUGAAUAGAGAAGACCCAGACCUCCCAGUAUGUUUCGAGCAGACAGUGCUGGUCUGGAUCCCCCUGGGCUUCCUGUGGCUCUGUGCCCCGCGACACCUGGCGUCUCUCUGCUGCAGUAAACAAGUGACCAAAAAACACCUGUCCAAGCUCUACAUCUGCAAGCAGAUUGUGGUGUCUCUGUUGCUCCUGACGGCCAUAGCAGCCCUGGCAGUCACAAUAGGGCAAGAUUAUGGUCCAAGCACAGACCCACCUUCAACAGUUAAAAACGCUGGUGUAUACUACGUUAACCCCGUCCUAUACGCAGUCACAUGGGUACUUCUGCUGUUGUGCCAGGAAGGAGUCAGGCGGAGGGAAGGAGCAGUAGACUCAGCCACUAUCUUCGUUUUCUGGUUGUUCCUUGUUCUGUGUGAUGUCUUUCCUUUCCAGACCCUCCUACGAGAGGCACUAAGGCUGGGCGAAAUCACUGAUGUCCCUCGUUUCUGCCUUUUCUACAUUUCCUUUGGCUUAGAGUUGAUUGCACUCAUUCUCUCUGCUGUGCCUGAUAUCGCGCCAGAAGACAAGGAGCUUUUUAAAAAGAAUCCAGAGGCAGGUGCAGCGUUUUUGAGCAGAAUAACUUUCAACUGGUUAAACAGUAUGAUGUUCAAGGGGAACAGGCAACCGUUGGUACAGGAGGACUUGUGGGAGCUGAAGGAGGAAGAUAGCACAGCUCACAUCAACGAACGCUUUGAGAAUUUCAUGAAGUCAGACUUGGCUGCAGCUCGGGUCCGGUUGCAAAAUAAGAUGAAGAAAAAACAGGAUGGCAAAGCUAAGGAAGACACCUUCCUAAAUCCCCUGUCCAACGGACUGGCCAAAGGUGUCAGUCAGGAUGUGCUGAUGAUGGAGGAAAAGGGAAAGAAAGAGGAUGAAAAGAAGGAGAAAAAGAAGAAAAAGGACAAAGAGAAGGAGGAAGAUCAUCCAAAUUCAUGGCUGAUUUCCACCAUUUACAAGACCUUCAAAGGUCUUCUGCUUGAAUCUGCCUUCUUCAAACUGCUGCAGGACCUACUGGCUUUUGCCAGUCCUCAACUUUUAAAAUUGAUGAUCUCUUUCACUCAGGACAAAUCUAGGUAUACCUGGGAGGGUUAUCUGUAUGCAGUGCUGCUGUUAUUGGUGGCCCUCCUGCAGUCUCUGUUCCUGCAGCAGUAUUUCCAGCGCUGCUUUGUGCUGGGAAUGAAGGUUCGCACGGCCAUCAUUGCUGCUGUGUACAAAAAGGCAUUAGUUGUGUCUAAUGACACGCGUAAAGAGUCUACAGUUGGGGAAACAGUGAACCUAAUGUCAGCCGAUGCCCAGCGCUUCAACGAUGUGACCAACUUCAUCCACCUGCUGUGGUCCUGCCCUAUUCAGAUCCUGCUGUCCAUUUUUUUCCUGUGGAUAGAGUUGGGACCUUCUGUGUUGGCAGGUCUGGCAGUCAUGGUCCUGAUGGGGCCGAUCAAUGGACUGAUAGCCACCAAGGCCAGAAAACUCCAGAUAAAGUGCAUGAAGUUCAAAGACAAGAGACUGAAAAUCAUGAAUGAAAUACUUAAUGGAAUUAAGAUUCUGAAGCUAUAUGCAUGGGAGGCAUCCUUCCAGACGCAAGUGGAGGACAUCAGGGAGCAGGAACUUAAAGUCAUGAAGAAGUUUGCCUAUCUGUCGUCUAUCGCUGUCUUUGUAUUCAGCACUGCUCCGGCUUUGGUUUCUCUGGCCACAUUUGCAGUGUUUGUAGGGGUGAGCCCAAACAACAUUUUGACUGCCGAGAAAGCUUUCACCUCCAUCUCGCUUUUCAAUCUCCUCCGAUUUCCCCUGGCCAUGCUGCCCAUGCUCAUCGCUUCCAUUGUGCAAACGACUGUGUCUAAAAAGCGCCUGGAGAAGUUCUUGGGAGGCGAGGACCUUAAAACUGAUAUUGUGCUCCAUGACCCCAGUUUCAACUCUGCUGUUGGUGUACAUGAUGGCUCCUUUGCUUGGGAAAGAGGAUCUGAGCCUCUGCUGAAAAAUAUUUCCUUGGAUAUUAAGCCAGGUCGGUUAGUAGCAGUAGUGGGAGCUGUGGGCUCAGGCAAGUCCUCUCUCAUGUCAGCCCUCCUGGGAGAGAUGCACACCACCAAAGGCUUCAUUAACAUUCAGGGUUCUCUAGCCUUUGUGCCACAGCAAGCCUGGAUCCAAAAUGCGACUCUAAAAGAUAACGUCCUGUUUGGCUCUCAAUAUGAAAAAACCAGGUUCCAGGAGGUGAUACACGCUUGUGCCCUGGAACCUGACCUGCAACUGCUGCCUGGUCGUGAACUCACUGAGAUCGGAGAGAAAGGCAUUAAUCUCUCAGGUGGUCAGAAGCAACGUGUGAGCUUGGCCCGGGCAGCUUACAGUGAGGCUGAUAUUUAUCUAUUAGAUGAUCCCUUGUCUGCUGUGGACUCUCAUGUAGGAAAGCAUCUCUUUGAUGAAGUGAUUGGACCCAAUGGAAUCCUGAAAGACAAGACUCGCAUCCUGGUGACUCAUGGAGUGAGCUUCCUGCCAUAUGUAGAUGAAAUAGUGGUCUUGGUGAAUGGAGUGGUUUCUGUUGGAUCCUAUAAAAGCCUUCGUUCCAGCAGAGGAGCCUUUUCUGAAUUUCUAGACACAUAUGCCAGAGAGCAAAGAAAUCACACCACUUCAGAGUCAGGUGGAGUCAAGGACACUGUAAACGUGGAGCUCAUACCUGAAACUGAAGACCUUCAAGCCGACUCUCCUUUGGAGGACACAGUUUCUCUUACACUAAAGAGAGAAAACAGUAUCCGCCGCAGCACGCGCGUUGGCAGUGUUAGACUAAGAAGAAAAAGCUCUGUAAGAAAUACAGAAGCUGCAGACAAAUCAAACAAAGGCCAGAGACUAAUUGAAAAGGAAACUAUGGAAACAGGACAGGUCAAGUUCUCAGUAUUCCUCCAGUACCUGCGUGCCAUGGGCUGGGGAUAUACCAUCAUCGUCUUCCUGGUUUACUUAUUACAGAACAUUGCUUUCAUUGGUCAAAACUUGUGGCUGAGUGAUUGGACCAAUGAUGCAGUGGACUACUUCAACAUGACAUACCCGAGUUGGAAGAGGGACACCAGAGUGGGAGUGUUUGGAGCUCUGGGAGUGGCUCAAGGCGUCUUUGUGUUCCUCAGUACGAUGCUCAUGGCGAAAGCUUCAAUCUCUGCAUCACGUAUCCUGCAUUCGAGGCUGCUUAACAACUUACUGCGGGUUCCCAUGUUAUUCUAUGACACCACACCCAUUGGAAGAGUUGUCAACCGCUUUGCAAAGGAUAUUUUCACUUUGGAUGAAGCCAUUCCACAGUCCUUCCGCUCCUGGUUAAUGUGUAUGCUGGGUGUGUUGGGGACACUGUUUGUCAUCUGUCUGGCCACUCCUUUUUUCACUAUUAUCAUCAUUCCUCUGGCCGUUGUCUACUACUUUGUACAGCGCUUCUAUGUAGCAUCUUCCAGGCAGCUACGUCGACUGGACUCAGUGUCUCGCUCUCCUAUAUACUCACAUUUUAGUGAGACGGUGUCAGGUCUGUCAGUGAUAAGAGCCUACGGCCAUCAAGACAGGUUUCUAAAGCACAACACAAAAACGAUUGAUGAAAACCUCAAGAGUGUCUACCCGUGGAUAGUGUCAAACAGAUGGCUGGCCAUCCGCCUGGAGUUCCUUGGAAACCUGGUGGUGUUUUUCUCUGCUCUGCUUGCCGUGAUAUCCAGGGACACUCUGGACAGCGGCCUGGUUGGCCUGUCUAUAUCUUACUCCCUUAAUGUAACCCAGACCCUUAACUGGCUCGUAAGGAUGACAUCAGAGCUGGAAACCAAUAUUGUAGCCGUGGAGAGAGUGAGUGAAUACAGCGAGCUUGAGAACGAGGCUAAAUGGGUAACUGACACUCGACCUCCAGAGAACUGGCCCGAGGCAGGAAGAGUUCAGUUUGAAAACUACAAGGUCCGUUACAGACCUGGAAUGGACCUGGUGCUGCAUGGCAUCACCUGUGACAUCAACAGCACUGAGAAGAUUGGUAUAGUGGGCCGCACAGGAGCCGGGAAAUCAAGCCUGACCAACUGCCUGUUUAGGAUUAUUGAAGCUGCUGAAGGUCGUAUCCUCAUUGAUGGUGUAGAUGUUUCCACAAUAGGCCUGCAUGACCUCAGAAACAGCCUCACAAUCAUACCACAGGAUCCAGUGUUGUUCUCGGGGACCUUGAGGAUGAACCUUGACCCGUUUGACAAAUUCAGCGAUGAGGCAAUCUGGAAAGUGUUGGAGCUCUCCCAUCUGAAGAACUAUGUAGCAGGACUGCAGGAAGGACUACAACAUGAAGUUGCAGAGGGGGGAGAGAACCUCAGUGUUGGGCAGAGGCAGCUGCUUUGCCUGGCUCGGGCACUGCUGAGGAAGUCUCGUAUCUUAAUCCUGGAUGAAGCCACGGCAGCUGUUGACCUGGAGACAGACGACCUGAUUCAAACCACCAUCCGCCAGGAGUUUUCACACUGCACUGUCCUCACCAUCGCCCACCGCCUGCAGAGCAUCAUGGACAGCUCCAGGGUUAUGGUGCUUGAUGCUGGAAAAAUAGUGGAAUUCGAUUCUCCGAGCAACCUGCUUGAAAAACGUGGCAAUUUCUAUGCCAUGAUCAAGGAUGCUGGAAUAACACAAGAAGACGUCACAAGUCUUUGAUUUUGAAAUAGGACUUUCAAUUUAACUCCAUAAAUUGCUUAUGUUGUCAGAUUUUUCUUCAAAGGCUGGAUUGUGCUUCGAUAUGAAGAAAUAUUUUACAUUUGUAUUUAAAGGAAACAAUAAAAACAAGUCUUAUGCUGUACGUAAAUCAUUUUAGUAGACAAAAUAAAUAUUCUUUCUAAAAUAAUGGGUAAUCGUUUUUGAUGAAUAAAACUUCAGUUGUUCAACCUCUGUGUCAUAUCGAACACUGUGUUUAAUGGGUCUCAACAGUAACAGCUUAACAUUAUGUGAAGUACACAUACAGCACUAUAGGUGAGAGUUAGAUGAGAAGAUUGACACUCAUGUGUUUAAUGAAUACUGUGUAAGCCAAUCAAUUGUUGUUUUCUUUUCGUUUAGAUUUCUUUUCCCAUGCCAACCAGCUACUGAGAUGUUUUUCUGCAGGCUGGCUGUCGGUUUAUUUUUAGUAGAUAGGAAUAAGAGUUCAGUUUGAAAUCUCAUCUGACUCAUUCUCAUGUGAGAGAAAGCAUUUCACAAAAUAUAAAAUAAAUGAUUUAAUAAUCAAAUAA
Messenger RNA from Eleginops maclovinus (Patagonian blennie), 5585 nucleotides. RefSeq names its product ATP-binding cassette, sub-family C (CFTR/MRP), member 2 (gene abcc2). NCBI's taxonomy places the organism in Eukaryota, Metazoa, Chordata, Actinopteri, Perciformes, Eleginopidae. Gene Ontology annotation, cellular component: apical plasma membrane. Gene Ontology annotation, molecular function: ATP hydrolysis activity; ATP binding; ABC-type transporter activity. Gene Ontology annotation, biological process: transmembrane transport. The record is from RefSeq and is a predicted model, not a curated record.